AUGCAGGAAGCCUACGGUACUCAUUGGUUCUCGCCUGCGGGUGGGACACCACAACCAUACAUGCAAAUGCCCCAGCAGUCAUAUGGGGGGCAAUACACACAGGGCCCAAAUUGCUAUGGCGGGAAUAUUGGUGUUGACCCUUAUUAUAAAGAUCAGAGCACAAAGCUUUUUUCUGGAAGAAAUCGUGACGUACAGAACAGCCACGGUGGUUUCCGGAGCGGUGGUACCUACGAUAUUUCUACGUGUGGGCUUUCAGGGAAGAACAGUGGGAACGAACAGCAAGACAAUUUGGCGGAAAACGAGGUUUUUGGGAGUUACGGGAUGAACAGCAUGGGUGGUUUUGACGGCGCCAUCGCUGGAGGUUCGAUGUAUUUUGUGGACGAGCCUCCACCGGUGGUGUACAAAAUAUUUGCCAGUCGACGUGACCGAACCGACCUAAUGUCACAAGGCAACUUUAAUCGUUACCCAUCUCAGUUCAGCAUCCGCUUGGGCAGCUAUGGGUCGGUGGGCAACGGCGGCGCAAAUUUUGCGCGUGAAAAACGACAAUUUUUCCCAGUCGACAGCAGUGGCAUUUCCAAGGAGCCGGAAGUUAUCAAGAGUCGUGAGCCAAACAUAGUCCCCAAGGAGUUCAACGAAGACAUACAACCGAGGCGACCGCUGAGUCCAGUGGGUUACGGCGGUUAUCCAAAUGAUACUGAUUUUGGUGAUCAAAGUUCAACGAAGCCCUUUGCUUCAAAGGACGAGGAACACGGUCAGGAAGAGAAGGCGAAGGAUACAUGGGGUCACUCAUCCAUAUCCACUGGCCUGAAUAUAAGAAGAGCCCCUCAAAAACAUAGCGUCAAAGAUUCUCGGAUGAAUGAUGAUGUUAGGGGAGAUACGAGUGGCGAACAGGAAGAAAAGGAAAAAGAAAAAGAAAAAGAAAAAGAAGAAAAGAAGAAGGAGAAGGAGAAGGAGCAACUGGAGAAAGAUGUCCCACAAUCUAUUCCUCUUUCCCGUUCGAUUGGCGCGACUUCACACAAUCCACCGUGUGUUGGAAGUACAUUUGGUGGAACCGAGACCUCCAAUCAAUUAGACUCCAGUGCAUUGCCUGGCCCCGAUCGGAGUCUCGGUGGGGAUAAGUUGGGGUCGCACGAUGAACAGAGGGUGAAGCCACGAUCGCGUUCGAUCCGUGGUUCUAUGCGGCGUCGCCCAUCUAUGAGUGCGGCGCGCAGUGCCAGUGCGGUCAACGUCUCGAUUGCGGUGUUCCCGGAGGCCGAUGAGCUGCAAGACGGCCUUGCUUUGGAUAUUGUCCCGCACAGGCGCAUGUCUGGGUCGCAGCCUCAGCUAAAUGCUUUCCGGCGCAGUCAAUUCACUGCUAUUGAGGAGCCCAAACAAGGCGAGCACAGGGAACAGCGGGAGAGGUCGAGGGUCGCCGAAGAGCCGGUGCGUCCCCAGUUGAUGCCCAAAAAGGCUAAGGAAACACGGCAAGAGGAGCAGAAACGUCUUGAUGAGGAAGAACGGAAGAAAAACGAGGAGGAGCGGUUGCGCCGGAAGUCGGAUGAGCGAAAACGCUUUGAGGAGGAAAAAAGGCGGGAGGAGCAGCGGGAGGAGGAGCGUAUCAGACAACUCGUUGGAAACACCGAGUCCGCGGAGAGUCCGGAGCCCAAAACAAAGUUGGUGGGGCGUGCCAGCGGCCGUUCACGCCCGACAUCGCGUCGUGGGUCCCUCUUGCGUGCCAUUCCGGAGCAGCCACCGGAGUUGGUGGUGGGGACGAUGAAGGACACCAUGGCGGACACGCUGCCGUUAUCGCGAGAACACUCCGUGCAACGUCUUUCCACAAGGGCGGCAGGCCAGGACCGCCGUGGCAGUGAUGGACGUCCAGGACGAGAGCACGGGGGAAAUGAAAAGGGACAAGAUGAAGAACCACCGCGGUCAACUUCACAUGAAUCAGAAAAACGGAAACAAAAAGGAGAAGUUCAACAGGAAGGACAACAAAAUGAUUCAAAGGAACAGAGGAAGGCCAAUCCUAUCAAGACGCUUGUGCUUUUGGAGAGGGGUUCUCAAGGGCCUAAUUAUAUUUCAGCAGAAGGAAAUACAUUUAUAUAUCAUUGGAAAAGACACGAAGCCACUGAAGUUGUCAUUCGCGAUUUAAACAGUAUGUCAUAUCGCUCAAAUCUCUUUAAUGAUGUCAGGGACGCCGUAUGUGAUAGUCACAACGCCGCCAUUUUAUCCGUAGAGGCACCAAAUACGGGAACCGUGUUUAACUCCCCGGUCUGGUCCGGUCUUAUACGCAUUGUGAGUGGAGUGUUGAGGAAUAAUCGAAUCAUGCGUGAGGGCACGGCGGAGCUCACGGCGGCUUUUGGUUUUGUUUAUAAGGAUAAGGUGCGAGAUCUUUUUGAUGGUAAUGGCAGCUCCUUUGAGCCGCUGGUGGUGCACCCUUCCCCCAUCUAUGGUCCUCGUAUUCCACACCUUCACUACGGAAAAAUUACCUCCGAUUCGGCAUUUGAGGAAGUGAUGAGCAGUGCACUCCGUCGCGCCAAUGCCGAUCCUAUACUUACAACGAGAGAUGGUGUGGCGAUUGCCUUUCUGCUCUCUAGGCAAUGUCGUAUCGUCAAAAACGAGGCUGGUGAAAGGACAUGUGAUGUGUCACUUUCGUCACUUGUGGUGGCAUCUGCUGGGAGCGAUUCGGUGCCAUUUGAAUCGGCCCUUGCGCGUCUGAAGAAUGAGCACAGUAUGCUGUUUCACCUUGUGUUGGGCGGCCCGUGUCACACAUGCUUCAUGCUGAAUCUUUCCAUGGUAGAGGAGAGAGAUGGCGCAAACCGAGAGAGAGUUGAGAGACUUAUUGAAUUGCAAGGCAAAAUGCAUGCCUCUUCCAAUUAUCCACUUCGCAGUGGGUCGGUGACGCGGUUUGUGAGGUACGUGGAGUCAGCGAACAAAGAGGCGUUGGAGCGUCUCAAGGUGGAAGAGAACCCUGAAAGACGCAACCGCCUUGAGCGAUACGUGCAGGAGCAGGAACAACUGUUGGCGGAUGCGAAUAAAAUGUUGGCUGAGGUACGGGAGGAAUUGCUACAAAAAUUUUCCAAAUUCUCAUAG
This is a messenger RNA of Trypanosoma cruzi, 3072 nucleotides long. RefSeq lists its product as uncharacterized. The record is from RefSeq and is a predicted model, not a curated record. The coding region runs from base 1 to 3072 and encodes 1023 amino acids. NCBI's taxonomy places the organism in Eukaryota, Euglenozoa, Kinetoplastea, Trypanosomatida, Trypanosomatidae. The transcript has a single exon.